Molecule: messenger RNA, 2961 nt
Organism: Amphimedon queenslandica
Lineage: Eukaryota; Metazoa; Porifera; Demospongiae; Haplosclerida; Niphatidae
Product: deleted in malignant brain tumors 1 protein-like
Exons: 15
Coding region: 195-2858 (887 amino acids)
Cellular component (GO): membrane
Source: RefSeq, a predicted model, not a curated record
CAGCCCCUAAAGGGAAUUGCUUAAAAGUGUGUCUUUUUCUUCAAACCUCAGAUGUUGUAAAAAGGCUGUUUCCUCUUCCUGUGCCAUACAACCUUUAAAGAGACGGGCAAUAGCUUAGAGCAACAGUAUAUCUUCUUUUGGAUCGGUUCUUUCAUUUCUCUCUCAAUCUCAGUCUCCUCUAAUAGUCAGCAGUCAUGCCAAGAGCUGGUACUUGGCCGUCCCUAUCUCUAUAUCUUUUCUUAGCUGUGUUUCUAGUAAGUGGUGUUUACUCAGUCAAACAUGGUGACAUACGAUUGGCUGGUUACGGAUCCAACUCUAUCUCCGGCCGACUGGAAGUGUAUUAUAACGAUAAAUGGGGCGGAGUUUGUGGCGGAAUUAAAUUCAAUAUUUUAACUGGUACAGUAGCUUGUCGACAACUUGGACUAGGACCCUCCACCGAUAUUGUGUAUUACAGGUUUGGUGUUGGUUCUGAUGUUAGUGUCAUUAGUGAUGUGAUAUGUACUGGGUCAGAGUAUCACUUAUUGCAGUGUCAGCAUUCUUUAACGACCUGUCAACCACAUCAGGUGGUGGGGCUCGUCUGCUCUCGUUUUGUCCUACCGUACUCUGGAUCUGUUCGAUUGUACAACUCUCACUCGAGCAAUAGUGCUGAGUCAUCAUCCAGCGGUCAGUUACAGUUAUACAUGAAUGAGAGCUGGAGGCCGGUCAGUGGGUGUGGCUUCAAUGAAGGAGCAGCUGAUACUGCUUGUAGGCAGAUUGGAUACACAUCAUACGAAAACUUUAACAAAAUCCCUUUAUCCACUGGUUCAAAGUCCUGGAACAUCUCAUCUUCUUGUGAUGGUCAUGAUGUUUGUUUGAGUGGCUGCAGCAACAUCACUAAUGACACAGAACACUGUGACACUCAUAACAGUGUUAAUUUGAGUUGUGUGUUUAAUUCCAGUCUUGCUGGUGGAGUGUAUACUGGCAACCAGUCAUCAUGUGGUCUAGUAACUGACUAUACAGGAUCAGUUAGGAUACAAUCUAACAAUGAUAAUAAUAACAAUGGGCUUGAAGGAAUUCCUCAGGUGUAUGUCAAUGGCAGUUGGUAUGGUUUGUGUUCUCAUGAGUCAUUCAACCUCACUUCUGCUGAUGUGCUCUGCAAGCAACUCUCAUACAAUAUGGCAGUUAGGACUGAUGUUAUCAGCAGGCCCAACAGUGCCCCUGGGUUGAUCCUAUCCUGUACUGGACUGGAGUAUUCAGUUUCAAAGUGUCCAGUACUUCAUGGAGCUCAAUGUACUCAAUUCAGGAGUAUCAAAUGUUCCAAUGAAUAUCCAUUGUAUGGUUCGUUAAGGUUGAACAGUUCUGCUGGUUCCUAUGGAUCACUUCAUGUCUUUGAUGGUUUCCUGUUUCACCCGGUCUGUGAUCAUGGGUUUGGCUGGACUGAACUAACAGUAGCUUGUAGACAGUUGGGAUACUCUGGAGCUAUUCAAACAAUCAACAACUCAAUGAGUGGUAUAACGGUACACCCUAAUUCCUCGUUACCCUAUUCCUUCUCUUGUUCUGGAGCUGAGGCUCAUCUCAUGUCCUGCUCUAGACACACCCACUCAGUCUGCCGCUAUCCUUACGACACUGUUGGAGUUCAGUGCAGUUCCUAUGGUCCUACUGACCCAUCAUUAGGAGCUAUUAAUUCCAGUUCAGGACGAUUGACUGUUGUAGUGGGCGGAGUCAGAGGAACAGUGUGUGGGCGGUCCUUUAAUCAGUUAUCGGGUCAUGUGGCCUGUAGGCAGAUGGGAUUUGAAACUAUUAGCAGCUACAGACUAGCAAAUUCCAGUUCCUCUUAUGAGUUUCCUAUUGCUUUAACGUCAGUUUCCUGUUCUGGUUUUGAGUCAGACAUAUUAUCCUGUCCUCACACAGUGACUGGUAGUGGUUCCUGUACCCAUCAUGAUGAUGUAGUCUUGUCCUGCAGUAAGGAGAGGCCCCAUGCUGAUGGGCUGGUUAGAUUGAUGCCGUCAGAACCUGAGGCCAGCAGCAGCAACAGCAGUAGUUCAUUAGUAGCCUCUGGUAGGUUACUGAUCAGUUUUCACGGUCUCUGGAUGUCAGUUUGUGGCAAGUUCUUCAGUGGAACAGCUGCUGAUGUCGCCUGCAAACAACUCAACUAUACCAGAGCUAUAACAUACUGCACCAAUAACUGUACUGAUGCUCCACCCACUGAUGAGUAUGUAUAUUUCGCUGAGACCCAGUGCACGGGGAGGGAGGAUCGACUCUUGGACUGUGAGCAUGAGAUUCAUAAUCAUGAGCUGUGUGGACAUGAGUUUGACGUGACUUUAUCUUGCAUAAAAGAAGUCACAUCAACAACAACAAGAACAUCAACAACAACACCAACCAACAGUGUAGCUCCUACAGUAGUUGGAGUCAAUCCUUCUCCCUCACCCUUCUUCCUCCCUAUCCCCAGGCUCUUGUUCUACUCUAUUGUCGGGGCAGUGUCUUUGCUAGCCCUCACCUGCUGCAUGUGUCUCAUCAUUUGUUGCUGUGUCUGCUACCGUAAGAAGAAGAAGUCAGUUAGUACAUCAUGGGGUCCACACACUAAUGGGUCCAUUGGUACUAAUGGACAGUAUCACAUUUACGACUACCCUCACUUUAACGAGGCAGAGAGAAAUGGCAAGGACUGGGAGGCAAGCUAUGAGAGCUCUAAGAGUGGGGCUGGGUUCCCACUCGAGGAAGACCCUCCGAGAUAUGAUGAUUUAAAGUUUCAACGUUCCCUUGACAGUAUCGGAGAGAACCCAUAUCAGACUGACACAGGUUUAUACACAGCAGGUGGGAUUGCUGUGGGCAGUAAUGAGCUGAUACUGGACCCUGGACUAACCAACUCUUUGGAUCUUUAAUUCCUCUGUUUUUAAACUCUUUGAUUUUAUUAAGUGUAUCAUUAUACCAAAGACUCAGCAUUAAUCUAUUAUCAUUCUUUUAAUUCAUUUAAUUUAUAAAUAA